GCAAAGAAGUGGUAAACCAUAUUGAAUUACAGGUUAAUUGCUCGAGUGAUGAACGGUGUUGUAUUUAUAAUAUUCAGAGCAACGGGAAUGGAAAACAAGUGAGCGAUGAACAGACUUUCCUCUUUUCUCCGCCACUCUGACCCACUUUCCAGGCAGCGGUCCUGAGCAUUUAUCGAGCUGACACCAUGAACCUGCAUGGUGGCAAUGUGUCAGAGUUGAUCUCUAACACUGUCACAGCCGUUACCACUCUGGGGUCUAACCCCUGGCCUCCACGCGAGGAAGGUGGCCUCCAAAGCGGCAAUGCCACAAACCUGGGCUGCCAGAGGAACAACGUGGUUCAUAAUGGCAAUGACGCACAGCUGGGGAACUGGUCUCACCAUAACGUGGUGGGAGUCUACGGGUCUCAGUGUCCUCCCUCGGAGCAGCUGAUGCAGAAAAACUGGGCAGCCCUGCUGAUUUUAGUGGUCAUCGCUGUCACGGUCAUGGGCAACAUCCUGGUGAUCCUGGCCGUCUCCCUGGAGAAGAAGCUGCAGAACGCCACAAACUAUUUCUUGAUGUCACUGGCAGUAGCUGACAUGCUUCUCGGCAUCUUGGUCAUGCCGGUUUCCAUGGUGACCAUUCUCUAUGAUUACGGUUGGCCCCUGCCCUCUGAUCUUUGCCCCAUCUGGAUCUAUCUGGACGUCCUGUUCUCCACAGCAUCCAUCAUGCACCUUUGUGCCAUUUCUCUGGAUAGAUACAUUGCCAUACGCAACCCAAUCCACCACAGCCGCUUCAAUUCUCACACCAAGGCCCGCAUCAAGAUCAUGGCAGUGUGGACCAUUUCAGUGGGGAUCUCAAUGCCGAUUCCUGUGCUGGGUCUCAGAGACCACUCCAAGGUCUUCAAAGAUGGCAGCUGUCUGCUGACAGAUAACAAUUUCGUGCUGGUCGGCUCCUUCGUGGCCUUCUUUAUCCCCCUCACCAUCAUGGUCGUCACCUAUUUCCUGACCAUCAACGCCCUGCAGAACGAAGCCACCCUCUGCUUGGACCAGCUGGUCCCACGGCCCAAAUGGAGCACUACCUUCACCUUGAGCUUCUUUCCACAAACGUCUUUGUCCUCCGAGAAACUCCUCAGGCGAUCGAUAAGCCGUGACGCCACAGGCAGAGGGAGCACCGGCGGGCUGGGUGGCGCCCGCGGGAGCAUAUCUGGCUCUCUCUUUGGGCGCCGCACCAUGCAGUCGAUCAGCAACGAGCAGAAGGCUUCAAAGGUCCUUGGGGUGGUGUUUUUUCUCUUUGUGGUUAUGUGGUGCCCGUUUUUCAUCACCAACGUGCUGGUGGUGGUGUGUGAACCUGACGUUUGUGACCCGGGAGUCAUGGGAGGUCUGCUGAAUGUUUUCGUCUGGGUAGGCUACUUGUCCUCUGCAGUCAACCCACUGGUCUACACAUUAUUCAAUAAGACGUACCGCGCCGCGUUUCUGCGAUACGUUCGCUGCCAGUACCAGCCAGAGAAGAAACCUCUUCAGCUUAUACUGGUGAACACCAUCCCCCCACUGGCUUACAGCUCCACCCAGCUACCUUUGGGAGACAUCGGGAAGUUAGGAAAUGGAGUGGCGCAUUGUAGCAGUGGAGCAAAAGAGUUCUCUUCUCCUGGGCAGGAGAUGGAAAAAUCCAGGCAGAACAAAAGCCAGGGAGACAAAGACGAGAGCUGUGUGUAAGAAACUGAAACAAAAUCCUGGUUAAAGGCCAAUCCAGUGCAAGCAAUUUCAGUUUCCCCCCUCUGUGGUUACAGUGUAGGGUCUGAGAUUUUAAGUGCCAAAGACAAUGUGCCUCAAAGUCAGGGGUUCAGAAAUACAGAGGUCACUGAAAAAGCAGAAGAAGCCUUUAAAUGCUCAACAUUUCCACAACAGUUUCCUCAGAUUCACACAGCUUCA
Molecule: messenger RNA, 1907 nt
Organism: Pundamilia nyererei
Lineage: Eukaryota; Metazoa; Chordata; Actinopteri; Cichliformes; Cichlidae
Gene: htr2aa
Product: 5-hydroxytryptamine (serotonin) receptor 2A, genome duplicate a
Exons: 3
Coding region: 186-1691 (501 amino acids)
Biological process (GO): release of sequestered calcium ion into cytosol; response to xenobiotic stimulus; serotonin receptor signaling pathway
Cellular component (GO): dendrite; plasma membrane
Molecular function (GO): G protein-coupled serotonin receptor activity; neurotransmitter receptor activity
Source: RefSeq, a predicted model, not a curated record